Messenger RNA from Carassius carassius (crucian carp), 2214 nucleotides. RefSeq names its product mitochondrial Rho GTPase 1-A-like. NCBI's taxonomy places the organism in Eukaryota, Metazoa, Chordata, Actinopteri, Cypriniformes, Cyprinidae. Gene Ontology annotation, biological process: small GTPase-mediated signal transduction; mitochondrion organization; mitochondrion transport along microtubule. The record is from RefSeq and is a predicted model, not a curated record. Gene Ontology annotation, cellular component: mitochondrial outer membrane. The coding region runs from base 341 to 2200 and encodes 619 amino acids. The transcript has 19 exons. Gene Ontology annotation, molecular function: calcium ion binding; GTPase activity; GTP binding.
CAGCUCCAGGAGAGCCGAGAUUGUCCGUAACCGCGUUCCGUCGUUACCGGUUAUUGUAGGUCAGUCGUUUCUGGCGUCAGCUUGAAAUGUGAAUCCAGAAAUGUCAUGAAGGGAAUCUGAAGAAAGCAACCAUCCUUCAUAUCCGCGGAAUCGCUUGGUCUCGAUGGCAUGAAUCACUUCAGUGUGUUAAAGCGCUGUGAGCAGAGGUUUUGUUCAGACAGAAGUUGAUCCGUCUGGUUUGCCCUACAGAGGCCUGCGCUUUUACACAUAACCGCGGGAUCAAUGAUCCACCACAAAGUACUGGCUCGGUUUUUAUUUUGAUCACAUUAGAGUUGCAACAAUGAGAAAGGACGUGAGGAUAUUACUUGUCGGAGAACCCAAAGUGGGGAAGACCUCCCUGAUCAUGUCACUCGUCAGUGAGGAGUUCCCUGAUGAGGUUCCCCUCAGAGCUGAAGAGAUCACUAUUCCAGCUGAUGUCACACCUGAAAGAGUGCCCACUCAUAUAGUGGACUAUUCAGAAGCAGAACAGUCCGAUGAGCAGCUUUACCAAGAAAUAUCAAAGGCCAAUGUUAUAUGCAUUGUAUAUUCAGUAAACAACAAGAAAUCAAUUGAAAAGGUGACGAGUCAUUGGAUUCCCCUCAUCAGUGAAAGAACAGAUAAGGACAGCAGAGUGCCAUUGAUCCUGGUGGGGAAUAAAUCUGACCUGGUGGAGCACAGCAGCAUGGAGACCAUCCUGCCCAUCAUGAACCAGUACUCUGAGAUUGAGACUUGUGUGGAGUGUUCAGCCAAAAACCUGAAGAAUAUCUCUGAGUUGUUCUACUACGCCCAGAAGGCUGUUCUACACCCGACAGGACCGCUGUACUCUCCAGAAGAGAAAGAGAUGAAGCCUUCUUGCAUCAAAGCACUUACUCGCAUUUUUACAAUAUCAGACCUGGACAACGAUGGCAUUCUAAACGAUAAUGAGCUUAAUUUCUUCCAGAGAACUUGUUUUAACAUACCCCUGGCACCUCAAGCCCUGGAGGACGUGAAGAAUGUUGUGCGGAAAAAUAUGUCGGAUGGGGUAAAAGACAGUGGCCUCACACUGAAGGGUUUCCUGUUCCUUCAUACACUUUUUAUUCAGAGAGGAAGGCAUGAGACCACAUGGACUGUUCUCAGGAGGUUUGGUUAUGAUGACGACCUGGAGCUGACCCAGGAAUACCUGUUUCCACUGUUCAAAAUACAUCCAGACUGCACUACAGAGCUGAACCACAAUGCCUACCUCUUCCUCCAGAGCGUCUUUGACAAGUAUGACAAAGAUCGAGACUGUGCUCUGUCUCCAGAUGAGCUGAAGGAUUUGUUCAAGGUCUUUCCCUACAUGCCCUGGGGUCCUGAUGUCAACAACACGGUCUGCACCAAUGAGCAGGGCUGGAUCACUUACCAAGGCUACCUUUCCCAGUGGACGCUAACAACGUACCUAGAUGUACAGCGAUGUUUAGAGUACCUGGGUUAUCUUGGUUACUCUAUUAUACAAGAACAGGAGUCACAGGCAGUCGCUAUCACAGUCACAAGGAAUAAGCGCAUCGACCUGCAGAAGAAACAGACCCAGCGUGGUGUUUUCCGCUGUAAUGUCCUAGGGGCGCGAGACAGCGGUAAAAGUGGCUUUCUGCAGGCUUUCCUAGGCAGGAACCUUGCGCGUCAGAAGAGGAUAAGAGAAGACCGCAAGUCUUACUAUGCCAUCAGCACCACUUAUGUUUAUGGACAAGAGAAAUAUCUGCUUCUGCACGAGGUGCUGCCGGACUUUGAGUUCCUUUCUGAGGCUGAUCUGGCUUGUGAUGUUGUUUGCUUGGUGUAUGACAUCAGUAACCCACGGUCUUUUGAAUACUGCGCUAAAGUCUACAAGAAACACUUCUUGGACAGCAAGACUCCCUGUGUGAUUAUUGCUGCCAAGUCCGACCUGCAUGAAGCCCGUCAGUACUACAGUCUGUCCCCGCUGGAUUUCUGUCGGAAACACAAGCUUCACCCUCCACAGCUGUUCACCUGCAACACAGACGAAGCACCCAGCAAAGACAUCUAUACCAAACUCACCACUAUGGCCAUGUAUCCACACAUGACCCAAGCUGACCUGAAAAGCUCUACGUUUUGGCUGAGGGCGAGUGUCGGUGCCACAGUGUUUGCUGUUCUUGGCUUCGCCAUGUACAAAGCUCUCCUCAAGCAGCGGUGAUCAGUGCAUCCGGC